This is a messenger RNA of Symbiodinium natans, 618 nucleotides long. Lineage: Eukaryota; Dinophyceae; Suessiales; Symbiodiniaceae. The record is from the annotation of a GenBank genome assembly.
AUGCGUUUUUGCACUUUGCCACUGUACUGCCUUGUGGUGACGCUUGUGGCGUCAGAAGAGAUGCAGAUCGCGAAGGCGAAGUCGGCGAAGUCGUGGUGCCCAAGCUGCCAAGGAGCCCUCUGUCAACGGCAGUUUCUCUUUACAGCGAUGGACCCCCAAAGUGCCGAACUCCAGCACCUUGAUCAACUUGUUCGACAAUCGGGUUCCCGAGUGCGCAGUGGCUUUGAUGGUGCCGUGUCCGAGCUACUGAAGGCCCUGAAGUCCGUCUACCGGACGAUGUCAUGGGGUGAGGAGGGCUUGAAGGAUCCGAUGCCUCAAGAUGGCGUCAGCCGACUCAAGCCAUUUGUUCACACCAAGGAUGAGGUUGUGAACAGCAAGCUGCUAUUUCGGACACAACUGUUGAUCUGGGAUUGGCUGCAAACGGGGCAGUCCACACUUGCUGUUUACAACGCAGCACAUUGGGAUGUGGAAGAGUUGGAAUUACUGCUGCUUGCAUGUCCCUGCAGUCGCCUGGUCCUAAAGCCGCUCGGCACAGAAGAACUGCUGCAGCAGCACAACAUCUCCCACGCCGAUGUCACAGCCCGCGACGAGCUCACCGCUUGGUUUCAGAAUGUCUAA